Messenger RNA from Ilex paraguariensis (yerba mate), 225 nucleotides. Lineage: Eukaryota; Viridiplantae; Streptophyta; Magnoliopsida; Aquifoliales; Aquifoliaceae. The record is from the annotation of a GenBank genome assembly.
AUGGACGAGUUAAGCGGAUUAAAGACCACUCCUUUCCACGAGAACUUUUCACUGGCCACGCAUGUCCUAGCUGUGUCUAUGGCCUUUCUCAAGGGCCUCGACAUAGAAAACAAAAAGCUACUUAGGAGCUUCAAUCGCCAAGCCCUUGAUCUAGUUGGUUACAAGGAAAACUUAGAUGGGCUUAGUGGAGAGGUGGACAAGCUUCGGAAGAAGACUUCAUCUUAG